UACAAGAUGGUGUCUUACCGCAUGUGUUGCAGUUGUUAGUGUUCUAUAAGAAGUACAGGGAUUUUUCUCAUUGCAGGAGCUGUUUAUCGCUUAACAAUGGAAGUUGAACAAACGACGAGGACUGGUAACGAGCCCAGCAGCAGUACGGGCUGUCAGAACGUGGCCGAUGAGUUUAAGCAAGUUAAAUCAAAGAAAAACAACAAGCGAAAGCGUCAAGUUGACGAUGGGCAGAUGGAAACUGAAGUUCAUAGGAAGAGACCCGAAUUUCCACCCAUUUCUGGAGACAAAAUGAAGGGAGAUUCUGAUGAAAUGCGAAAAAUCCCUGUACCGUCACAUCGGUAUACACCUUUGAAAGAAAACUGGAUGAAGAUCUUCACUCCCAUCGUAGAACAUUUACAGUUACAAGUCAGGUUUAACCUUAAAACAAGAAAUGUUGAAAUAAAAACCUGUAAAGAAACACAAGACAUAAGUGCACUUACCAAAGCAGCAGACUUUGUGAAAGCAUUUGUACUAGGAUUUCAAGUGGAGGAUGCCCUAGCCCUUAUCAGAUUAGAUGAGCUGUUUCUAGAAACCUUUGAGGUCACCGAUGUUAAACCGUUGAAGGGAGAUCAUCUUUCCAGAGCUAUAGGAAGAAUAGCAGGCAAAGGAGGAAAAACUAAAUUUACAAUUGAAAACGUGACCCGGACAAGGAUUGUCUUAGCGGAUACAAAAAUACAUAUUUUGGGAUCUUUCCAGAACAUUAAAAUGGCACGAACAGCUAUAUGCAACCUCAUUUUGGGAAGCCCUCCAUCAAAAGUUUAUGGUAACAUUCGAGCAGUGGCCAGUCGAACUGCAGAGAGAUUUUAGGAAAUUCUGGACAAUUGGGACAUUUUUGGGUGUUCUAGAAGUACAAAUCACUGUGACUGAGGCCUGCUGGAGUUUGACGAUUAAAGACUUCAAGGCACCAACAAUUUGUAAUUGUAAUUAACUGCAUUGUUAUACUUCACUGUGGAUCAAUGAUGAACUUAAAUCUGAAGCACAGAGUUAAGUUGUGAAUUGUAACUUUGUUGUGGAAUAAAGCUACAUCAACAGCUGA
Messenger RNA from Lepisosteus oculatus (spotted gar), 1075 nucleotides. It is a transcript of the gene pno1, whose product is annotated as partner of NOB1 homolog. Gene Ontology annotation, molecular function: RNA binding. The record is from RefSeq and is a predicted model, not a curated record. NCBI's taxonomy places the organism in Eukaryota, Metazoa, Chordata, Actinopteri, Semionotiformes, Lepisosteidae. Gene Ontology annotation, cellular component: nucleolus.